Messenger RNA from Meira miltonrushii, 1122 nucleotides. RefSeq lists its product as uncharacterized. The transcript has a single exon. Bases 358 to 1020 code for a protein of 220 amino acids. Gene Ontology annotation, molecular function: sequence-specific DNA binding; DNA-binding transcription factor activity; methyltransferase activity. Gene Ontology annotation, biological process: DNA repair; regulation of DNA-templated transcription. The record is from RefSeq and is a predicted model, not a curated record. Lineage: Eukaryota; Fungi; Basidiomycota; Exobasidiomycetes; Exobasidiales; Brachybasidiaceae.
CUCGGCGCCUUGCUUCUUUUCGCUUUUAUUCGGCCGUAAUUGUAUGGAAUCAUACUUUCCGUUUUAUUUUGGUGGGGAAAUAGACUUUUAUAUUGAUUCUAUCAGGCACCAUGACAUAUGUAUGAGUGUUCGUCAUGGUUGCCAUUCAUUUCGGAAAUGAUGCAUUGAAUUUGGCGCAUUGAUUGACCGGUAUCCGAGUAGUACGCCUUCCCCCCGCAUUUCCUCGAGCAACAUUGGCCUCAAACUCGAAAUAAAACUUUCCGCGCGUACAAGACUCAGCAUUUUGUACCCAAACGAUCACGACAGAAAUAGCAAUUAUGUUCCAUCCUUCAAGCUUCUCACUCACUUGACCAAACAAUGACUAGCCUUGACACAAUCUCAGCAGAUGUCAUUUCGAGAUUCAUCCACGAUGCAUUGGAAUCAUCUUUCCAUGAAAAUGCAUCAUUGUCGAAUGAAUGCACUCUACAACAACUGAAUCUUACGGCCACAAGUAGCAGCACCUGGUCAAACAUCUUUGAGAAUGGGUUAGGGGAAGCACCGCAAACAUCCUCCUCAUGCAGUCCGCAAUCAAUCGGCCAAGGUGAGGAUAUCCGCUGGCAAGCUGUACUAGACAAGAAUCCUUUGGCUAGCGAUUCAUUUGUCUACUGUGUGAAAACGACAAAGAUCUAUUGUCGGACAACAUGUGCUUCACGUAGACCAAAGAGGAAUAAUGUCGUUUUUGCCAAUAAUGCCAAAGAAGCACAACAAUUGGGUUAUCGUGCUUGUAAACGCUGUAAUCCGGAUGAGAAAAGAGACCCUUUUGCGGUAAAGAGACAAAAGAUGGUCUUGGAAAUUCAACAUAAGUUGAUCACGCCAACAUCAAAGUCACCCUUACACAAACACCGCAAACGAAAAGGUGCAGAGACCAAUAUCAAGACGAUUGCUUCAGAGAUGGGUGUGAGCGUUUGGCAUUUACACAAAGUAUUCAAGCGAGAAACAGGUUUAUCACCAGAACAAUGGCUCUCCAAAGAGGCAAAAUAAAACAGCAAGAAUGUACUCUACUCUUUAUUUGUAUCAUAGUUCUUCGCAUCUCUAUAAUGAAAGAUCUCCAUCCCUAAAGCCACACGUCAGCUUAUCCUCCUC